Messenger RNA from Hypomesus transpacificus, 4365 nucleotides. RefSeq names its product eukaryotic translation initiation factor 4, gamma 2a (gene eif4g2a). The transcript is spliced from 21 exons. NCBI's taxonomy places the organism in Eukaryota, Metazoa, Chordata, Actinopteri, Osmeriformes, Osmeridae. Bases 850 to 2973 code for a protein of 707 amino acids. The record is from RefSeq and is a predicted model, not a curated record. Gene Ontology annotation, cellular component: eukaryotic translation initiation factor 4F complex. Gene Ontology annotation, molecular function: translation initiation factor activity; mRNA binding; protein binding.
ACGUAGAAUUACAGUCAGCAUUCUUCUCUUUACCGGUGCGAGGUCUAGCCCUGGUACUCACUGUCACUGUUUCAGGAUUUUCACUUAAUUGCCACCUCGUUGCUUUUUUCUUCUUUCUUUUCUUUCUUCUUAUUUGAAACCACAGCAUCUACAAAACUGAAGUUCCUUUUGUGAAGGUAGCUUUUGCCAACCCCCUUCCUUUGAAUAUUAUUCUUUUUGGUAAUUCUUCGUUGUCCAGCCGCCAAAGUGGAGAGUGUGAUUGCAGAAGGGGGCGCUUCUCGUUUCAGUGCUUCUUCGGGAGGGGGAGGAGGUCGGGGUGCACCUCAGCACCAUCCCAAGACUGUCGGCAACAGCGAGUUCCUGGGGAAACCCCCAGGAUCUAGCGUUCAGAGAUGGGUACCUUCACGAAGCACUAGACGAGAUGUCAACGCCUCCAAUGAAAAAGAACGACAUGAUGCAAUCUUCAGGAAAGUGAGAGGCAUACUUAAUAAGCUGACCCCCGAGAAGUUUGACAAGCUAUGCCUUGAGCUCCUGAAUGUGGGCGUGGAUUCAAAACUCGUCCUAAAAGGAGUCAUCUUGCUGAUCGUUGACAAAGCCCUUGAAGAGCCCAAGUAUAGCUCCCUAUAUGCUCAGCUAUGUCUGCGAUUGGCAGAGGAUGCACCAAACUUUGACGGCCCAUCACCGGAGAUCCAAACAUCACAAAAGCAGAGCACCACAUUCAGGAGACUUCUGAUUUCUAAGCUCCAAGAUGAAUUUGAGAACCGUGCCAGAAAUGUUGAAAUCUAUGACAAACAUGACAACCCUCUUACCUCUGAGGAGGAGGAGCAGCGUGCCAUUGCCAAGAUCAAAAUGCUGGGCAACAUCAAAUUCAUUGGGGAACUUGGCAAGCUUGAUCUUAUCCAUGAAUCUAUCCUUCAUAAGUGCAUCAAAACACUUUUGGAAAAGAAGAAGAGAGUCCAACUUAAGGAUAUGGGGGAGGAUCUGGAGUGCCUCUGUCAGAUAAUGAGAACAGUGGGGCCUAGACUAGAUCAUGAGAAAGCUAAGUCUUUAAUGGAUCAGUACUUUGGCCGUAUGCAGUCCUUAAUGAACAACAAGGACUUGCCAGCGAGGAUCCGUUUCCUGCUGCAGGAUACGGUGGAGUUGCGAGAGAACGAUUGGGUGCCUCGCAAAGCUUUCAUCGACAAUGGACCAAAGACGAUUAACCAGAUUCGUCAGGAAGCAGUAAAGGAUUUGGGAGUUUUUAUUCCACCAAUGUCCCAGGGAAUGAGGACGGACUUCUUUCUGGAUGGCUCUUUCAUGCCAACCAGAAUGAAACUUGACAGGGAAACCGUUGGCAGCCAAACCGGGGGGUUGGCUGAUAUGUUUGGACAAAUGCCAGUGGGGAGUGGGAUCGGCACUGGCCCUGGGGUGAUUCAGGACCGCUACUCCCCAACCAUGGGGCGUCAUCGCACAAACCCUCUCUUCAACGGACACAGUGGGCACACCGCCCCUGCCCCGCAGUCCCAGUUUGACAUGGGAGGAGGCAAGCCAUUUAUGAAAUCUAACCCGGGUCAGAAUCCGAUUUUCCACAACCAGACCCAGAACCACUCUGUGCAGCAGCAGGCCCAGUCCAAGGACAUGGCACCCCGCUUCAUCAAGAAAGGACAGCUCAACGCUGAUGAGAUCAGUCUUAGGCCGGCACAGUCAUUCCUUUUGAACAAAAACCAAGUGCCAAAGUUGCAGCCGCAGAUCCCAAACAUGAUUCCUCCCAGCGCUCAACCUCCACGCACACAGACGCCACCACUGGGACAGCCUCCACAGCUUGGUCUGAAAACCAACCCUCCUCCUAUCCAGGAAAAACCUCCAAAGACCAACAAGAAACCACCUCCUGCAAAGGAAGAGUUACUAAAGAUGACUGAAACCAUAGUGACUGAUUACCUGAAUGGCAAAAACAUUGAUGACGCAGUGAAUGGCGUGAGGGAGAUGAAGGCUCCCAAGCACUUCCUGCCUGAGAUGUUGAGCAAGAUCGUGAUCUGUUCUUUGGACCGCUCUGACGACGACAAGGAGCAGGCCAGCACCCUAAUCCACAACCUCCGCUCAGAGGGCCUCAUCACUGGGGAGAACUUCAUGCAGGCUUUCCUCAGCGUCCUGGAUCAGUGUGCCAAGAUCGAGGUGGACGUCCCCCUGGUGAAGUCCUACCUGGCCCAGUUUGCGGCGCGCUCCAUCAUGGCCGAGCUGAUCAGCGUGGCGGAGCUGGCCCACCCGCUGGAGAACGGCACCCACUUCCCCCUCUUCCUGCUCUGCCUGCAGCAGGCGGCCAAGCUGAAGGACCGCGAGUGGCUGACCGACCUCUUCCAGCAGAGCAAGGUCAACAUGCAGAAGAUGUUGCCCGAGAUCGACCAGAACAAGGACCGGAUGCUGGAGAUCUUGGAGGGCAAAGGGCUGAGCUUCCUGUUCCCUUUGAUGAAGCUGGAGAAGGAGCUUCUGAAGCAGAUCCAGGCCGACCCCUCCCCCCAGUCCAUCUACAAGUGGAUCAAGGACAACAUCUCCCCCAAGCUCCACACCGACAAAGGAUUCGUCAACAUCCUCAUGACCAGCUUCUUGCAGUACAUCGCCCAUGAGAUCAACGCCGACGAGGACGAGGACCAGCUCUCGGCCCCCCCGAAGGAGCAGCUGGAGCAGGAGAAGCAGCUGCUGCUGGCCUUCAAGCCCGUCAUGCAGAAGUUCCUGCACGACCACAUGGACCUGCAAGUCAGCGCUCUGUAUGCCCUGCAGGUCCACUCCAAUGCUAAAGCUUUCCCUAAAGGCAUGCUACUGCGCUACUUUGUCAACUUUUAUGAUAUGGAAAUAAUUGAAGAAGAAGCCUUCCUCGCAUGGAAAGAAGACAUCAGCCAAGAAUUUCCUGGAAAGGGAAAGGCAUUAUUCCAGGUGAACCAGUGGCUGACCUGGCUGGAGACGGCCGAGGAGGAGGAGUCAGAGGAGGAGGCUGACUGAGGAGGAGGCUGACUGAGGAGGUGGAGUCAGAGGAGGAGGCUGACUGAGGAGGAGGAGUCAGAGGAGGAGGCUGACGGAGGAGGAGGAGGCUGACGGAGGAGGAGUCAGAGACCAGCGGAAGCCUUAUGGUGUGAAGAGGCUAUAUGAUACAGCUUUUGGUUUUUCCUUGUUUCCCCACCUGCCCCCGCCCCCUUCACCCCUCAUUAUGAUAUGCAUAUUCUAACCACUGCAACAAUUCAUUCCGCUAUCAAGUUUUUGCCAUGUUUAGCCAAUGCAUGUUUUGUUUUAUAUUUACUCUUAGCUCUUUUGUUUGUUUUUAGUUUUGACUUUUUAUUUUUUAAGGGGGGGGGGUUUGUUUGGCUCUGAUUUAGCUCAAGGUCUUAAGCGUCUAACGGUUUACAUCUGUUCAAAGAGCCUGUUGGAGAUCAAUGGCAGCAGGUGUGAACAUGGGCCUCUUGUUUUGCUGUAUUAGUGAUGUAUUGCAAAGGGCCCGUUUCCCGCUGCUCUCCUGCUUUUGUGUUAACCGACUAGCAACACUGUAGACAUGCACUUUGCUCAACGUCAUGCUGAGUCGUUGCAAUAUAUUCACACUCAUCCCUUGAUUGUUACAAAGAACCCUUAACUGUAAUCAUUGGUUACCAUAACUUUAAUAGUUAUUGCUUGUGUUUCUACCUCCUUGUUAUGGGCAUCAUGUGCUAGAGUCGAAUUACUUAUGUCCCAUUUCAGAUGAACAUGCAUAGAUGAGUCUGGACUGAUGCACAAGUCUGUAAUAAACAAAAAAAUACCUGGUUUACUUGCACAACAUAACCCUGAUUGUAAAAAGAAAAAAAAUGCCCUUUUUUAAGUGCUUUUUGUAGAUGUAUGGUAACAUCUUCUGCUGGGAGAUAUGAAAUGAUGCGGCCUUGUUAAUUUGUCGACCUUUGUUGCUGUAUGUCCCUGAUACUCCCCUUGUACCUGUCAAACUUUGUGAUACUUGAAUUCCUCGGCAUCACAGCAUGCUCAUAGACGACCACAAGCUGGGUCUGCUCUGUUGCGACAGUUUUCAACAUGGAUGCUGACAAGGUCAACAGCUUUUUUUUCUUUUUUUUUUUUUUUAACUGGUCUUUAUUGGGGACAAAAGUUUAGUAUGAGAUUUGAAUUUAUUACUUUUCCACCAUGCGGCCAUACCUCGUGCGUAAAUUUGAAGCCUGUUUGCCAUAUUUGUCUAAUCUAGAUAUUUAUUGAUUUAGUUUAUCAUGAUACAAAGUAAUCUCUCAUUUUAACUCCAUUCGAUGAAAUCACGAGGUCUGAAUCUGUACAAUGAAACUUUAUAUAUACAAGUGUUACUGUAAGUGCUAAGAUUGUCAGUGUACCACUAUUGCUUAACUUUCAAUAAAGUUAAACACAAGUCUA